GCGGGGCCGGAGGCAGCGCUGACCCCUCCCAGGGGCAGAAGCCGCUCGGUGCCGCCCAGUGCAGCUCGGGGACCUUUCCCGGCAUCUCCAGUCCCGGCUGCUCGCAGCUCCCCGCAGCUCCGGCUCGCAGCCCGUUCCGCGCCGCCUCUCCCAGCCCUGCUCUCCCCGUCCCGGCCCGCGAGCCCGGCGCGUCGACAUGGUGGCCACCUGCCUGCACCUGGCCGGGUUUGUCUGCAGCUUCAUCGGGUGGAUCGGGGUGGUGGUGGCCACCGCCACCAACGACUGGGUGGUGACCUGCGGCUACACCAUCACCACCUGCCGCAAAAUGGACGAGCUGGGCUCCAAGGGGCUGUGGGCGGACUGCGUCAUGGCGACGGGCCUCUACCACUGCAAGCCGCUGGUGGACAUCCUCAUCCUGCCAGGCUACGUCCAGGCGUGCCGAGCGCUGAUGAUCGCCGCCUCCGUGCUGGGCCUCCCCGCCAUCUUCCUGCUCAUCACUGUGCUGCCCUGCAUCCGGAUGGGCCACGAGCCCGGCGCCGCCAAGUACCGCCGCUCCCAGCUGGGGGGGAUCCUCAUCAUCCUCCUGGCCAUGUGCGGCGUGGUGGCCACCAUCUGGUUCCCCGUCUGCGCCCACCGUGAAACCACCAUCAUGAGCUUUGGAUACUCCCUGUACACGGGCUGGAUCGGCUCUGCCCUCUGCCUCUUUGGUGGCUGCGUCAUCGUCUGCUGCUCGGGGGAUGCUCAGACCUUCGGCGAGAACCGCUUCUACUACGCCUCGGGCUCCAGCUCCCCCACCCACGCUAAGAGUGCCCACGUCUGAGCUCCCACACCCACUGGGUCUGCACACCAUGGGUUCACUUCUCCCGGCGCUCGCUGCUGUUGUGCUCCCCGGGAAGGUUUUAAAACAGCAGCCCAAGCGCCCGGCAGUCCCAAGUGUUGUUGUCCCCCCUGUUGUCCCCUUCUCUAGAAAACAAGCCCCAGCCCCCACUCCCACCUGGUUCACCCUCCCCAUCCUCCUGCCCCAGGGGUGGUGUGUGGGCCUCAGGUUGGUUUGGGGUUUUUUAUUUUACUGCUCACCAAGAGAGCUUAAAGCAGCAAAGCAGACGUGAGAGGCACUUCCCCGCUGCUGAGGACUCCAGCACGUCCCCAUUUGCUUUCCUGUCCCCAAGGUCACCGCUCUGGCACAGUCUGGGAGCAAGGGCUGAGGGAGGUGCACCCUCCCAACAGGCAAAUGUUUCUCUUUUGGAACAGUAGGGGAUUUUUUCUGCCUUUCUCUGUAAAUACUUUUGUAUGGAUUUGAUCGUUUUAGUAACACUGUUUCUCCCACUCCCCCGGUCAUCAGUAUGAAGGAAACAGAACCCAAAGGUCCUAACGCUGCGAUACGUAACAGUGUCUGUAUAUAGUUCCAAUGACUCUGGGGGCUCUAAUCCCCACACUCUUUUUUAGUGUUUUUUUUUUUUUUUUUUUUCUUUGUACAGAUCAGUUACUAAAAAUGUGUUUUUACAUUUACAUUUGCUUUCACCCCAUGAAUCUGUGUUCACCGUUCUGUAGCACGUUUUUAACACACAGUUACACUGUCACAAUGCAAUUCUGGUGAAUACUGAUGAUGCCUUUGUACUUCAACUGAAAUACUGUACAAUAAAUAACAGAGUAUCUGCGGC
This is a messenger RNA of Phasianus colchicus (ring-necked pheasant), 1661 nucleotides long. It is a transcript of the gene CLDN11, whose product is annotated as claudin 11. Gene Ontology annotation, cellular component: bicellular tight junction; membrane. Gene Ontology annotation, molecular function: structural molecule activity. Lineage: Eukaryota; Metazoa; Chordata; Aves; Galliformes; Phasianidae. The record is from RefSeq and is a predicted model, not a curated record.